This is a messenger RNA of Lathyrus oleraceus (garden pea), 981 nucleotides long. RefSeq lists its product as uncharacterized. Lineage: Eukaryota; Viridiplantae; Streptophyta; Magnoliopsida; Fabales; Fabaceae. The transcript has a single exon. Bases 1 to 981 code for a protein of 326 amino acids. The record is from RefSeq and is a predicted model, not a curated record.
AUGGCUUUGGAAAGGGAAUUAGCUCAGAAUGUCCUAGACUGUAAGGCUAUUAUGGAUCUUAUUCAAGAGGCUGGUUUAAUAAAGAAUGUGACUCAGUUUUCAAAGUGCUAUGAGAUGUUGGUAAAGGAAUUUAUUGUUAAUUUGUCUGAAGAAUGUGUUGAUGGCAAGUCUAAGGAAUUUAGGAAAGUGUAUGUGAGAGGCAAGUGUGUAAAUUUCUCUCCUUCAGUGAUCAACAAGUAUUUGGGAAGGCCUGAUGAAGCUCAACCUGAGCUUGAGGUGACUGACAAUAAAAUUUGUCAUGUCAUCACUGCUAAUCAGGUAAGGAAGUGGCCUCUCAAAGGAAAAUUGGUGGCAAGUAAACUGAGUGUCAAGUAUGCAAUGCUACACAAGAUUGGAGUUGCUAACUGGGUGCCCACCAAUCAUAAAUCUACAGUUGUUGUAAUGCUUGGAAAGUUUAUAUAUGCUGUUGGAACCAAAGCCAAAUUCGACUAUGGCUCCUAUAUUUUUUAUCAAACUUUGAAGCAUGCAGGAAGCUUCAGUGUGAAGGGUCAUAUAGCCUUUCCUUCUCUCAUUUGUGGUAUUGUUUUGAGUCAGUUUCCAAACAUCUUAACUGAGAAUGAUUCUGUGAAGAAAAGAGACAUCCCUAUGUCUUUCAAUCAUAAGUUGUUCCUAGGUACCCAUGUCCCUGACAUUGUCAUGACAUCAGGUGAGACAUCACGUGUAAGCAAUCAUCCAGGUAAAGCUGUUGUCAUUGCAAUGCUCAAAGAAACCUGCAGGGAAUUAGGGGCAAGGAAGCUGAACUUGGAAAAAUUGAUUAGCUCUUUGGAGAUGACUGAAGGUGAUGUGCUAGCUGAUGGUGGAGAAUUUGGUGAAGCUGCUGCUGUUGCAGAAGAAGCUGAAAGACAAGGUGAAGAGGGAGAAGCAGAUGCCAGUCCUAAUGAUGGCACAGAUGAUGAUGUUGACUCUGAGUCAGAUGACUAG